Xyrauchen texanus (razorback sucker) is the source of this 2403-nucleotide messenger RNA. It is a transcript of the gene akt1, whose product is annotated as v-akt murine thymoma viral oncogene homolog 1. Bases 228 to 1655 code for a protein of 475 amino acids. NCBI's taxonomy places the organism in Eukaryota, Metazoa, Chordata, Actinopteri, Cypriniformes, Catostomidae. The record is from RefSeq and is a predicted model, not a curated record. Gene Ontology annotation, molecular function: protein serine/threonine kinase activity; ATP binding. Gene Ontology annotation, biological process: protein phosphorylation. The transcript is spliced from 14 exons.
UCGCGCUGCUGAGAGAAGAACGGUGAGGACCGUCUCGUGCGAAUCAAAACACUUUUACCUGUUUACUUUGGAAUAAAAGUGUCCGGCGAACCAGCGAGCUCAUCCACAGCAAUGCUCCGGACUCACCUGUGAUAGUCUCUCGCGGUGACCUGUGAGAAGAGUCUGUACGCUGUCUGGAACGCUGCAUCUGACACGCUGGACAGACAGACGGUAUACGGCAGGAGAGCAUGACGACGACCGACGUGACGAUUGUGAAGGAGGGAUGGCUCCAUAAACGAGGAGAGUACAUAAAGACGUGGCGGCCGCGGUAUUUCUUGCUUAAGAGUGACGGAACGUUUAUCGGCUAUAAGGAGCGACCGCAGGAUGUAGAUCAACUCGAGACGCCGUUAAAUAACUUCUCAGUGGCACAAUGUCAGUUGAUGAAGACAGAGCGACCCAAACCCAACACAUUCAUCAUACGCUGCCUGCAGUGGACCAGUGUCAUUGAGCGCACCUUCCACGUGGAGCGUCCCGAGGAACGGGAGGAAUGGACCAAAGCCAUCCAAGCUGUGGCCGACAGUCUGCACAAACAGGAAGAGGAGAUGAUGGACUCGUCUCCAGACCCCAUGGACAUGGAGAUGUAUUUGACCAAACCUCGACAUAAAGUGACCAUGAAUGACUUUGAAUACCUCAAACUCUUGGGCAAAGGCACUUUCGGGAAGGUGAUCCUCGUGAAGGAGAAGGCCACGGGAAAAUAUUACGCCAUGAAAAUUCUCAAGAAAGAAGUCAUUGUAGCCAAAGAUGAAGUGGCUCACACACUCACAGAGAACCGUGUGCUUCAGAACUCUAAACACCCCUUCUUAACGGCUCUAAAAUACUCGUUCCAAACCCACGACCGUUUGUGUUUCGUCAUGGAGUAUGCCAACGGAGGAGAGCUUUUCUUCCAUUUGUCCCGGGAUCGAGUGUUCUCAGAGGACCGAGCACGGUUUUACGGGGCUGAGAUCGUGUCUGCGCUGGAUUACCUGCAUUCAGAGAGAAACGUGGUCUACAGAGACCUGAAGCUGGAGAACCUGAUGCUGGAUAAAGACGGCCACAUAAAGAUCACAGAUUUCGGCUUGUGUAAGGAGGGAAUCACUGAUGGAGCCACCAUGAAGACGUUCUGUGGUACUCCAGAGUAUCUGGCGCCUGAGGUGCUGGAGGACAAUGAUUACGGCCGUGCGGUGGACUGGUGGGGUCUAGGUGUGGUGAUGUAUGAGAUGAUGUGCGGUCGGCUGCCGUUCUACAACCAGGAUCACGAGCGUUUGUUUGAACUCAUCCUCAUGGAAGACAUCCGUUUCCCUCGCACACUCGCUCCCGAGGGCAGAUCCCUGCUAUCCGGCCUGCUCAAGAAAGACCCAAAGCAACGGUUAGGCGGCGGCCCUGAUGAUGCUAAAGAGAUCAUGCAGCACAAAUUCUUCACUGGGAUUGUGUGGCAAGACGUUUAUGAGAAGAAGUUGAUUCCUCCGUUCAAGCCUCAGGUGACGUCAGAAAUCGACACCAGAUAUUUUGAUGAAGAGUUCACAGGACAAACCAUCACCAUCACACCACCAGGACAAGGUGACAGUAUGGAGUCGAUUGAUAGUGAACGGAGGCCACACUUCCCUCAGUUCUCUUACUCUGCCAGUGGAACCGCAUGAAACCUUCAACGAGAUCUGCCUCUGGUCCGUCUUCAACCUCUCUUGACGAAGACGUUUCUCUUUUACAGUGACCAUCAAUGAUGGUCAAACAUUCACAGAGAAAUCCUGAAACUCUGUGUUAAACAACACUGCACCGGUCUGCACUUUCUGACCUCUGGUUUGACCUUUACACAUCUGUACCUUCUGCUAAUGGAUAAAAACAUUCUCAUUGCUUCUGUGGCCUUUGAUUUGUAUCAUUUUUCUAAAGGAUUUGAGAGGGAACAUUAAAAGCAGUAAAAGAACAACUCGAUUAAUUCUUUACUCGACUUCAUUAGUCUGAGUAUUGAGACUCUAAUAACUAAUGCAAUGCCCCCCCCAGGUUACCUAUUGUAUAUUGCUCUAUAUUGCCUUUGCAUUGAAUGUGCAAUACUUAGGGGGUGAAUCUGCGUGUUAAGGACAUGCCAGUUUAUGAAAGAUAUUUCGCUUUUUUUAGAACCAUUAAGAGUUUGUGACAUACGUUUUAUGAGUCAUUUUUCUAUUAUGUGAAAAAACAAUGCUAUUUAUACAUUAUGGUAGUAUUUGUCGUACUGUCUUUAAUUUAUGCUGGUGUAAAUAACAUUUUAUUACAGUACUGAGAAUCAUCAUCGAGAAAAAUACAAUUACAGAAAACUCCAAAUUAAAACGUAUGAACACUUUACAGUAAUGACGAUUUUGAGAGAAAUGUGCUUAAUUGUUAUGAAAAUAAUGUCAAUUCCAAAAAUCUUAAUGG